Molecule: messenger RNA, 692 nt
Organism: Symbiodinium pilosum
Lineage: Eukaryota; Dinophyceae; Suessiales; Symbiodiniaceae
Source: the annotation of a GenBank genome assembly
GCGAUUGGAAGGGUCGUAGUUACAACGAAGACCACCACCAGGAGCAUGGAGGCCUAGAGCACGCAGGUCAGCGCCCGACGCGCGCUGCCUCGCGUUUGUUCACCAGUGCCGUGGAGGCAGUGGCAAAGCCGUUGAAGCCAAAAGUUGCCAGCCAGUCGAAACAUUCCCAGCCAGCAGAACCAGCAGUGACAGAGUCCAAAGCCUGGACUCCAUGCCCAAAGCAGUCCGAUGUAACUGUAUGCUCGGACAUGGGACGCAUAUCACCUUUCGCUGUAGGAUAUGCUUGCAGCCAGAUCGGUCACAAGCAGCCCGAGGGGCGAGCCGAAAACAUCCCUCUUAGCCGGGUUUGGCAACAGGUUAAGGUCAAUUCGGAUGCCGAAACCUGCUACUUGGGGCAUGAAUUCCCCAUGAUGGUCUUUCGAGCCCAGUCGGCGGAUGGGACAGAACAGCUUUUCACAACUGAGCCCUGGAAGCUGUACUGUCUUCAAAGGGCAGCGGUUGCAAGGAAACACCUCAAGCCGAUAAUCCAGCCGAGAUUUAUCCUGGAUUCGGCGGUGAUUGAGGAAAUCCUCAAGGAUGCCAAUAUUCCAGAGAAUUUCAACCAGAUUUGCAUCAUUGGCCCAGACGGAGAAGAGGAACGCUUCUCUUGGGAGGCCAAGGUUUCAAAGAGUCCCAAGACGGGAUGCGCCUGA